CGGGUCUUGGCUUGCGGUUUGAGAUUGUUUACAUCCAAUCAAACAAGUAAAAAAAAAUAAAGUAGCCUUCCACUGAAAUGGAAACCGCUGAUCAGCUUGCAUCUGUGGGGACAUUUCAAGUGCUAAAAUUACCUCUGGGAUUUAUCCGUGUUCUGGAAUGGCUGUUUGCCAUUUUUGCAUUUGCAACAUGUGGGGGCUACUCUGGGCAGCUGCGGGUUAGUGUGGACUGCAUGGAGAAGGCCAGCAGCAACCUCAGUAUCGGCAUUGACUUUGCUUAUCCGUUCAGGUUGCACCAGGUUUCCUUUGAAGCGCCCGCGUGUGAGGGCAUUAGGAGGGAGCGCGUGUUCCUCAUUGGAGAUUAUUCAUCCUCUGCAGAAUUCUUCGUCACCAUUGCAGUCUUUGCCUUUCUGUAUUCCCUCAUGGCCACCAUUGUCUACAUCUUCUUUCAGAACAAGUACCGUGAAAAUAACAGAGGGCCGCUCAUUGACUUUGUAGUGACAGUGGUGUUCUCCUUCAUGUGGCUGGUGAGUUCCUCUGCUUGGGCCAAGGCUCUGUCUGAUGUGAAAGUGGCCACUGAUCCAGAUGAAGUGCAGCUCCUCAUCUCUGCCUGCAAAGUCCAGAUCAACAAGUGUGGCUCUGUGCAUGGACCACGCUGGUCCGGACUCAACACUUCAGUGGUUUUUGGAUUUCUCAACUUUGUUCUAUGGGCUGGGAACAUCUGGUUUGUCUUUAAGGAGACCGGUUGGCACAAGGGCGCUUCAAGGUUAGCAGGCGGGUCAUCUGAGAAACAGGCCGGCACCUUUAACCAGCAGCCCUACAACCAGGGAAGCUUUGACCAGUCAGGAAGCUACAACACCCAGGGAAACCUUGGCCAGCCGUCUGAGUACAGCCAGGUGGGAGGGCCCACUUCCUACUCCAAUCAAAUGUAGUCAUGCCUUUUCAGUUUUGUGAGGCACUUCUGCAUUUUUAACCAGGGCAAUCAGUAGGUGAUAUGAGGGUGAGGUUAAAUAUUCACUUUCACUUUCUGCUCAGUUUGUUAUCAAUUGUCAAUCUGUGUGAAAAAUCAAAAAAAGAUUAUUAUUGGAAAAAAGGCAUCAAAGGUGUCAAAAUACACCCAUUGUAGAUACAUGUAUUGGUGGGUAUUGUACAAAAUUAUUAAAUAUAGUCUUUUACUCCUUCUCUGUCAGAGGUGUUGUUUGUUGAAUGUUGUAUUUCUUGUAGUUUGAAAGUGACAGUUUCUCUCUCUCUUGCUUGGUAAUUGACAUUCACUGUUACGACUGGUUGUCCUUUUCAAACUGGUUGCACUGUUGUGGAAGGAAAAGUCUUUGUAUAAUUUUCAAGUUUCUAAAAUGGUGACAAAUAUGUGCAUGAUGUUACGUUAUGUGUAGUAAUAUGAUUUCUGUUAAACUAGUAAAAACAAACAUUUUAUCUUUGAAAGUUUACAAAAUUCACACUGCCCUGAGUCAAUACUGAAAGUUUAUUUAGAUCAGCAUUAUUACAUGUGCAUUAAUUUUUAAUCUAACAGGAACUAUAUUUUCAUAAUGGGUAUUUCUAGGAUACAGAUUCAGAAUAUAAUGUAGUGUAUAAUGCAUAUUUGUUAAGUACAAAUACAUUCCAUUCUGACAUUGAUCGCGUCAAAAAGUCUAAAAACUUAAAUCAAUAUGUAUACAGCAAAAUACACUACACAGGGUUUGUGCAAGAAAAACGUACAGUAUGCAUUGCAGCAUGUUGUUUCUGUAUCCAUGGUUUCUAUUAAUUAGUUAAUUCUGCGCAGGCGAUAUCACACUUUUAUUUGAAUCAUAUGCAGAGGGAGAUCUCCUUCAAUGUUUACAAGUGGCUGCUCUUGCUACAAAUUACUGUGACUGUUUUCAACACCAUUAUCACCACUGGGGAAUUGUAAACAGAAGUUAUACCUCUCUAAAGCAUGUCCCGAGUAUCCAUGUACACUGCUAAAGCCCAGCAAAAAAGCACAUCAGUACCACGGUGAUAAUAAAUGAAUGAGUGAAUAUUGGGCUCAUCUGUACAUAACUAAUAUUGAGCUUUUGCUGACUUUAUAACAAUUCAGGUUUGUACAAGUUUAAAACAUCUGUGCAGUUUGUAUGGUAAUAUUCAAAGGAUAAUUCUUGGUUGCUGUUUGUUUACAUCAAUAUGACUUGUGCAACCUUGUUUUUUUGACCUCCUCAGCAUGUGGCUUGCAUCAGUGUAAUAAAGCAGUUUGAACACCCAUGUAUGUAUAAUAGUCUAACAUCCAUGAUACAUGUGUAUGGGUCCGUGUAAUGGCACUUGCAAUUAGUUCAUGAGUGUGGAUA
Messenger RNA from Morone saxatilis (striped sea-bass), 2309 nucleotides. Its product is annotated as synaptoporin. Lineage: Eukaryota; Metazoa; Chordata; Actinopteri; Moronidae. The record is from RefSeq and is a predicted model, not a curated record. Bases 78 to 929 code for a protein of 283 amino acids. The transcript is spliced from 6 exons. Gene Ontology annotation, cellular component: synaptic vesicle membrane; synaptic vesicle.